AUGUUCCGGCUGUUCUUCCUUUUCGGAGUUUCUGUGGUACUUCGAUUGGAGUACUUACUGGCCGCAGCCGUAGUCAGAGCGAAGGCACGUAAUGAAUGGGUCAUUACUUUUACUCUUUUCUCUUAUUAUACCAUUCCUCGACUCUCUUGUUUUACGAUCACCCCCAUUUUACUUUCCCAUUUUAGCCUUUUAUCUGACUCCGAAUAUGUAAAAGAACCCUACGACUACUCCACGUAUUCAGCACAGUACAUAUUUUUAUUUUCAAUGGGAUACUUUAUAUAUGAUAUGACGGAUAUGUACAUUCAUGGCGAAGCGCCUUACUCAAAAGAAUAUUUCAUUCAUCACUCGCUUGUACUGACGGCAUUUUCCAUAAUACUGUACACGGGCAAAUUAUUCGGGUUUGCAAUGAUCGGUCUUCUCGUGGAGGUACAGACAAUUUUCUUGCAUCUACGUACAAUGAUCCGUUUGACGGGAUACGCCAAGAAGCGUUCACCCGCUUACAAUGCAUUGAUCAAUGCCAACAUGGCGUGCUUGUUCCUGUUCAGACAUGUGCCGGUAACGUACCUUCUUUAUGUGAUGCUUUACAAAGAUGAGAAUUGCCCUUUGCCUUUGAGAGUUUUUCUCACUUGUGGUCUUGCAUUCCUCACCUAUCACAAUACGCAUUUGACGGUGAGUUCGUUUUCGUAG
Molecule: messenger RNA, 687 nt
Organism: Haemonchus placei
Lineage: Eukaryota; Metazoa; Nematoda; Chromadorea; Rhabditida; Trichostrongylidae
Source: the annotation of a GenBank genome assembly